GUCCAAUCCGAACCGACUAACCUCAUCAUUGAGAAUGCUUUUGCCAUGCAGCGAUCAUUUUUGUGCUAGUGCUUUUCAGAACUUGUAGGUGCUUACACCAGGUGAAUCAAAUGGUGAUGUGUAGAUUGAACACCCGUUUGAUUAUCGAGAUGGUUUAGUACGAGGAAUGUCUUAAUAGCAACCUUCAAGACCAGAUGAAGCCUGAACAGUAGUACAACAGCGAUAUAGAAGCGAUACAAAAGACAGUGAGACUUGAACAGUGAUGGCCCGUCUACUUCUUUCCGAAAAAUGAAUACCAGCAUUGAUCUUGAAGAUGUUUGCCUGAAGAUAUCGUAAGUGAAGGCUAAGGUUACAAAAAGCACCCUUCGAGUUAUGCCAGGGUCGUACCUCCAAGGAUCGUUCCAUACAGGUGGCGUAGUCAGUCCAGCGAUCGACUUGGAAACUUUUUCUAGGCUGCUAGCGAAGCUUCAUGGAGGCACACAACAAGUGCGUGCUGAGCUUGAUUAAGGCACAAAUUGAAUGAGGUCCUCUGGAAGUGGAAGUACUACAACAUCAUAACUGACAAGAACUACAACUAACGGCAGUAUGUUUAGAAGGUUUGAAGAAAGUGCUGGUCCUCGAUAGAAUGAUAUUAAGAACGAAGAUGUACCUACCAGGUUCAAAGAAAAUCCUUGUCGACUCCUGUAUUUGGUCGACCAAGUCAUCAGGAAAUACCUAGACGAGAUGAUGAAAAGUCUUAUUCCUCUACAGGGCUCUAAUUUCAGCGAGCAAGUUGGCAUCUAGACAAAGCAGAAGCGGCUGGUACCAUGAUUCGGGCUGUAGCAAGCAAGCACCGCGGAUUUUUGCCACCUUUUUUAUGACACCAGGGUUACCAUAGUGAAUUAAGUUCAAGCUGAGUAAGUACUAAAUAAUAGAUGGACGAGAUUCCACAACCUUUUAGUAUGCUUAUAUAUAGUAUCACGGGCGAUUACGAUCUACUAAGUAAUAGGUAAGAUACUGGUGACGCAGAACAAUAGAUAUUUAUACGUCUUUGGCCUUCCUCGGUUCAUCAACAUUAUACGUUCUAAUCUCCACCGACAUGCGAGGACGACUUGGGGAUCGGCAACGCGGCUUCUCUCAUGGAUACUGGCCUAGUAAGGCAAACUACGACUCGCUAUUUCUGUGAGACAGAGACUGCACGACCCGGAGCAACCCUGAUGAUGAACGUCUCUUUUUAGAUGAUUGAGUAGGAUUAAGUUGACUUGAAUCUGAACCACGAAUGACACAGCACACACAUCAUGACCCGGAUGGACGCAUACUACAGCUACAGCGGAGAGGAAUCAUUGCAUUCUCAACAAAGCAAGAUUAACACCAGCCAAAACUUCAAUUUUUAUCCCCCGUUUUAUUAAUCUUGAUUUGAUCACAU
This is a messenger RNA of Amoebophrya sp. A25, 1405 nucleotides long. The record is from the annotation of a GenBank genome assembly. NCBI's taxonomy places the organism in Eukaryota, Dinophyceae, Syndiniales, Amoebophryaceae.